AGCUUUACCCUACCCCAAAAGGACAUGACUUUAUAGAAACUCUUAGCCGCCGAGUCUCCACAUACCUAUCUGCGAUAGAUUUCAUGUUUUUUCUUCCCACUAUAUUUGUAGUAGAACGACCGCGACAUCAUGAUCCCGACCCCGAAAGUGAUUUACUAGCAGCGGCGCACUAAUGAAACAAAUCCAUUGUUCAUCAGAUUACGAUUAUCAGUCAUUUUACCAGUAGACCUACUACAGUAGAACGAACUACAUGUGCUGUUUAGUUUUCACAGUUCCGUGGUCGAUCGUCCGCAAUGGGUCCUUUGGGUCGCCGGCCACCGCGACACAAGGACCCAUAUACGAGCGGUUUCUGGCCCAGGCGAAGCGCGCGCGCUUCGGGUCGCAGCAGUCCGCGGAAAAGGUCGCGGGGUUUCUGUCCUGGCGGUUUUCCCAGCUGUGCCUGCUGCCGUUUUUUUACUUGAUCCGUGGAAUCAUCGACAUGACGGACGUGCGACUGUACGAUAAUUUCAGGGACCACGUGGAGGAGACCGUGCCUAACAACAGUACUACCAUGGCCCAGGAGGUGGUUGCCGAGCUGGCUCCCUUUUUCCGCACGUUGGGCCUCGAGGACCGGUUGCUGGAUGCGGUGAAUGUGUGCAACAUCCUGUUGCUACUCCUGUGCAUCGUGUUCAAUUUCGGGCCGGAAUACUUUUUGAAGGGAGGAACAGCAGCUGUAUCAGAAGUAGGGGAGAAAAAUCAUGAUAGCUUGCGGCCUUCACGUCGAAGUGACAGCGCCGGGAACUACAGGAAGACGUCUCGCACCCCAGCUGAAGAUGUCCUCGAGGGUAGUGCGACUUCUGCGACCGAGGAGAGAGUAGAACUUCUAUCCGAGGAUAUGGAUGGUCACAGAGCGGCGGAAAGCAUUUUGAUGCGGCUCAGGGCGGGAAAAGAGACACGGCAGCGUCCGGAGGUAGAAUUUGAAGGAAGUGGUAGUAGAUCUGCGUUGGCUGUUGCUGAGGAUAAUGCUCUAGUACGAGGGGAGACACAACAUUCCGAAGGUAGCGCGCCAGAAGGCAUAGACGUCACAGCAAUUGUAGAGGGGAUCAUAGAAGAUCAAGAUCAUGGCGACGAUGAUAGACCACUGACGGAACAGGAUAUUAUGACUAUACUGGAGCAGCGGCUGUCUGCGGCAACACAAGAACCAGGUGGCCCAGAGGACGCGAGGACCAGCGACGGUCAGAGCAAGAAAACUGCAGGCGAGAAGCAGGAAGAACAAGAUCCGACUACUGCGGCGGGCGCAGUGGAUUCCUACCUGAGCAUGCUGAUUUGGCUGCAGCGCGUGGGCGGGUGCAUCCUGAUCCUGAGCUUUGCGCUGAGCAUGUCGGUGCCCUUUGUGUUGUAUCUCCUGAUCCCCUUCCGCGCCUGGAUCGACGGGACGGGCCUGCAGAAGGUCUUCUGCGUUCGUAUAACCCGCUCAGGUGUUACAAUCUCAAACGUUACAAUAGAAUCUGGAAUUUGUGUUGCAAGAAGUGCAUUAUCUAGCCAACUCUCAUAGAAUUGCGCAUGACAAGUUUCGGAGCUCCGAACCGCACUAGAAUCUGGCGAAAUUUGUAUUGCAGAAAGCGUAACGCUCUGCGAGUCUGUCAUGCUCAUCAUGCAACACAAAUCCCAGAUUCUAUUGUAUGUAGUGAGGUCACCGAACGGCUCUAACCAGGGAGUUUUUUUGACAGUCAGACAGCAAAACGGCCGUCAGUUUUCAAGCCGCCGGAGGCGUUUUUUGACAUAAAAAAUUUAUAAUUAUCAAGCGGACGGGGCUUUGCCAUCAAACAAGCCCGGUCGAAAACUAUCGAUUCGCACUGGAUAAAACGACGCAGGGGAGCCGGCAAAAGGGGCGCCCUUCUGAGGCGCCCGCCGCCUUAGUUUCUGGCGAUUUGGGGCGCCCAAAAAGGGGCGCGCAAAAAACGCGCCCAAAAUCAGAACAGCGAAACAGCAUGGCACGGCCGCGAUUUCGGAGCAUUUUGGGCGGCCGCGAAAGCGGCCGCCUUUUCGCCGGUUUCAGAGCCUGGGAAGCUUUGCAAAAAGCGCCGGCGUGAAAAAUAAAAACGCGAAAAAGAAAAAGCGGCCCGCACGCGCAAAGCCAAUCCGCAUGCUAUGGGCCCGAUUUUUCUUCGCUUUUUGGGCGCCCCCCGUGGCACCCGGAUCGGCCCCAUAGCAUGGGGGCUGGCUUUCGGAAAGGAAUUUCGGAAAUUUUCCAAAAUUUGCGACGUUUCCCAAGUGGCCGCCAUACCGUGCGGCAUAACGUUACUCACGGCGGUAUGGCGAGCCCAUAGAACGCAAAGCCGCGGCCAAGGCUGCGGUCGGCAAAAAAACGCCCACGACCUCACUACCUCCGCCUCGGCGGCUAUUAUUGGUAACGUUUGAGAUUGUAACGGUUGAGCAGGUCAUAGUUCGGGGCGUCGCCUACGUUUUGACAAACGUGUAUCCGGUCGACCGGCAGGUCAACGAAACGCUCGUGCUCACGGCCAACGCCUUUGCCUACACAAGAAGAACCAACAGCAGUAUUAGAGACGUUCAGGCCGCUUGUCGUGCCUGGUGCAACACUAUGUCUUCCGCCCCGGAGAACUCAGGAGACUCUGUUGUCACUAACUACAGAGCAAAUGACCGUUGCUUCGGGGAGUGCCUUUUUGCAAAAAGUGUUAUACCGGAGAAGAACCAGGUGCAGCAGGAAAUUUUAGCAAAAACCUCUCCAGGCCGCGGGAUAAAGAACGAUAGCAAUUGGACGACCAUGCCUUCUGUUGAUGUUUCCAGGAAGGUUCCGGACUUACUUUUUGUCACAAAAGAUGGAGGUGAAGUAGACCCUUUAGCUCACGUCUGGUUUAAGGACGACCAGGCUCACGCGGCGCAGCAAUCUGGCGAAUAUUGGUGGCGUGCACAAAUGAAACACGGUAACCCGAAACCGGAACCCAAAACACCAAAUACAAGUUCUACGGCCCCCUUCGACCUCCACUAUGAAGAACAAGACGAAACAGAACCCAGCAACAGCAUGAUAAGCAAAAACCGGGAGUUUAUUGCGGGCCAGUUGCGGUCUGCGCGUUACGACCUGCUGGGUAGCCAGGACCUGGACGUGGAGGCUUUACUCCAGAAAGAGUUAGAAGCUACAAAUAAUGGCGGGGAUCACCCUGAGUCAGAACGCGGAAAACUAGACCAGAAUCUGACUUCAUCUCCCCCGACAUCUUCUGCCACAUCACUUUACACCUACAACGAUGUUGAUCCGACUGUGUCCCUGAAGGCCGAUCCGGCGCGAUUCUUUGCUGUGGACCAAUUCUGUUCGCACCACGGCAGCGCCUGGAAGGACCAGUUCGAUUCCUUCGCCCUCCCCUGCGCAGUCGGCACGGCGGACGCGUGCGAUGAGGUUCUCGGGCGGAAAAGGCCGUUCGUUAGCGACGAGGAGACGACUUCCGGGGGUCCUUCUUUUAUUUCCGCCGAAGUAGAGGAAGAUGAAGAAGAUGCAUUCGAUUUCCCCCAAAGCCAGAGUCCCUUUGUUGGGGCGACUCCUAGUACAGGCUCGUUGGAACAAGACGGAAAAAACUAUGACUACACAAGAGGUUCACGUUCAUCUGGCAAGAUCAAAAGCAAGUCUUCUUGGCGUACCGGCAUGAGUGUUUUUUUGGAGCACCAGACGGCACGACAGACGAGAGAAGACAAACUGCAUUGGGACACCGACCACAUUUUGAAUGCUCCUCCUUUCGCCCCCGCUGCUGCAAAUGUUGAAAAUGAAAUUACAAGCUCGUCGUUGUCAAAACCGGUUUGCCUGGACUACGAGCGAAAGGAAAACGAUUACGGAAAAAAGGUGCAAAGGGCGGCGCUGGCCUACAUGAGUACGUGUCUGGAAGAGAUGUAUUUUUACCACACGGGCCGGUAUUGCGAGAUCGAGCCGUUGAGAUGCGAUGCGGAGGUGCGCGCGGAGCUGAAGAAGAAGGUGUUGGAGACGAAAGCGGAAAAACGCGCGACCGCUCUAACGCCCCCUGCUUCGGUGACAAAAGAUUUAGAAGCUGUGCCGCCGGCUCCGGAAGAGAUUUUUUCCUCUUCGAGGAUUCUUCCUCGUCGAGGACUUUUAUCAGGAAUAAAUGGGAACGACUUCAUUGCAGAUGAUCAUGCCGAACCGCAACUUGAUCAUGUAAUAGCUGACGGAAAUAAAAAUAAUUCCACCAAUCGGUCCGAGGGUAAAAACAACUACUCCAUGCAGCUGCACCAGAAUCUCAGUUCAAUAGCACCACAAGGACGACCAGUACGACGAGACGUCAUGAAUGCAGUAAACGAUCUUCGUCUAGGUCCGCCCGUUUCCCACCACGACGUACAUUAUUACGAUUUGAAUCGUGAGCCGAUAGGACAAGACGGGCAAGUCGGAGUAGUUCAAACAAGCUUGGAAGGGUCAAAGGUAGAGGAGGAAAAUGACAUUAAUGUGCUCAGCGCUUGGGAUUCCGAUUUAUGGGAAGAACAGCGAGAAGAACGACAUACCCUCGUGCCCACGGAGGAAGACGUUAUUUGGCGCGUGGCAAUGCAAAGUCACAUUUUUCCGGACUGGUGGCAGCGACCCCGGUGGGUGCAGCAGCAACUGUACGGGGAGAAGACCUCCUUCGUCGGCGUGCGGUUCCACCAACGAGCGAAAAGAGCGUUCCGCGCGGCCUUUCGCGGCUACGAGAGAAAUCAGGAUGUUUCGGACGAAGCGUCAACUUCUGCUUCGCCAUCGCGACGACCAAGAAGUGGUGUGGCAGAAUCAGGACGUGAGAGGGAAAGCGGAUUUGUCGCAGCUUUUUUGCAGAAACGAAGAAAGGGGACCCGGCGAGCAUUAUCAUCUCAGAGGAGCGGAAAUAAAGCUGGUUUUCUCGCAUUUAAAACGAGAGGUACAACUAGUAGGAGCCAUAGUUUCGGGAAUAUCCACAGUGGGAGAGCAUCAGUGGUACAGACGGAAAAAGAUGACGAGCAGGUGGAUGAGGCAGGAAGAGGCACUGAUAAUAAGAACCAUACCACGAGGGGUUCUCUAUCAGCUCCCGGAGGCCGACAGGGGCAGGGGCGAUUAGACCGGCGUGGAAUGUCCUCGCGGAACGCCACAGGAAGUGGUGAACAGCGCUCGUGGUCCUCCCGUUGGCAUGACGCCCGCAACCGGGAAAGACACCAAGGUGUGCUGCUGACCCCGGCCGAAGCGACCGAGGCCAUGGAGCACGCGAGCGAUUUUAUCUUGCGGAACCAACUGAAGUCGGCCGCAUUGGAAUCCCUGGCGGAGAUCGAGCGGCAGAUUUUGAUCGCCCUGUCCCUGACCAUGGGCACCAUGGCCUUCAUCGCGCUGUUUCCAAUCGUGAUGGCCCUGGGGACGGGGUUGAGCCAGGCGCUCUCCAACCAGCGGGCAAUUUUCGGGGAAAAAUCGGGCCAGAGCGCCGUCUGGAUCCUGCUGUUGGUGCAGAUGUUCUCCUUGCCGUUGUUCGUCACGGCCAUGGCCCUGAUUCAGCAGCUCUUCGGAGGGGAAAAGUACUUCACGCUUCUCCUCAUCUGCGUGGUGAUUUUCGUCGCCCUGCCGCUGUUCAAGGUGGUCCGUUUGUCCAACGAAGACACCAUGGUGAAUUCCAACGCCGCCAAGGCGAUUCGCGUCGUCGAAGUGUUGGUAAAGAUCUCCUUACCGAUCGCGGCGGUGUUCUGCCUCGGGAUGCUGGUGUACAACAAGUUUCUUGAGGUGUUCUACUGGGUGGAGCUCGACUACUGGACGCUCGCGACUUCGCUGAUCUCCCUGUUUUGUAACUUUAUGGCGCGGAAAAUGGUGACGGCGCUGGUGUGCACAGAUUUGCUGGUCGCGGCCUACUGCUCCAUCGAGCUCUGGGAGAGCAACCACUUUCAGGACCCCAUGAACGCAAAAAUCGUCCAGGACAUGGCCGUUUUCAUGAACGUGACCCAACCGCAAAUGGAAAACAAAACCGACGCGGCGCAGAUGAUGGCCCUCGGGAAGCAGCGCAUGAAGGGGUACGGCGAGCGUUUGAAAAUCUUCCUGCAGAAAGCCAAGAGCGGGGACACAAAUGAUGGCAGUACCGACAGAAGUAAAUUAGAAUUAGUAUUAAAAACUGGAUCGACUGAUGUAUCUUCCAGUAGUGAAAUGACGCGCCUGUUGCAACCGUUGAGUUACAAGGAACUCUUAAACCGCGGACGUGAAGGGACCGAGGAGAACCUCUACAACAGGCAGCGAGCCUCUUCGACCUUCAUUCGCCCGAUCGGCGCGAGUUUUUCGCGAGAGCGCCAGGAGAUGCUUGGGGGAGAAGAGAUAGUACAAACGAACGCAGCGGAGCAUGUAGAUGGUCGUCCUACCGUGGUUCCAGAAGAGGACGACGAAAAUGUGAGUAACCCGUUGGGCGGCCCCCGACGGUCGAUAUCGAUGUAAGUGAAAGAAGUGAUGAAUCAUCAGCAUUAUCUUCAAAAAAAUAUUAAUAUUUUUUAUAUUUGUAUAAUCAGAAGGCUCACUUUUAUACGCGGUUAAAAGUACUUGUGGGUAAGAAGGAUGUUCUGCUUCUGGCACGAAUGCAAUUGCAUGUAUGAUACACUAGUAGGUACAGC
Amoebophrya sp. A120 is the source of this 6576-nucleotide messenger RNA. The record is from the annotation of a GenBank genome assembly. Lineage: Eukaryota; Dinophyceae; Syndiniales; Amoebophryaceae.